CUUCCCUAGUUCUUCCCCCCCAUGGCUGGUGUUUCCCCCGCCCGCCGCCUUCGCACCAAAACAUCUGAUAUCACCGACUUUUUUCGAGUGGGACACCACAGCGCAACUCGGCCUGUGCAAAACGACUUGUCGACAUCAAGCAGCAUGACGUUGGAGGUUCCAUCCGCAGACGAAAGUACCGGGCUGACGAAGAAGAGAACAACAAGAAUUCCGUUUCUUGGUCGCACCAGGAAGAAAUCAAACCAGUCUGCUGCUUCAAGCCCUUACGCCUCAAUGGGCGCGCGCGAUUCUACGGACGUUGGUGAGCUACCAAGUAGCAGAGAACCAAGUAUCGAUCGACGUUCCAAGGCUUUGCCCCCUUUAGCCUCCAGCCCAUCUCAAAUAACGGUGUCCGAGGUUGGCGUGCCUGUCAAAGCACCCACUCUUGGCUCCAAGCUGGCCGCCCAUUUCAACCCUUCCAGAACGCGCAAACUCAGCACCCUGAGGCAUGACACGACGCCUACUUCAGGUCCUUCUCAACCUGCCACCACCAGCCUCUCACCCCCACCGUCAAGUCCUCGGGCGGCCUCAUUUGAUUCCGGAUCUUCGGGUAAUCGCUCUCCUACACCUCAGCCAGGUCCGAAAAUUAUGGUGUCCUUAUCUCCCGACAAUGUCGAAGAGUACAAGGACCUGUUUACGUUGCCGCGAAACCAGUCAGCCAAGGAAUUACCAUAUCAUAAGCGAUCAGCGCAAACGGCGCAAAAAUCUUCCGACUCAGACACCACACCACCCGGUUCCAGCCCCACAUCUGCCACACGCAUGAAAUCACCCGUCCAGACGUCCAUUCCGCGUCGUGGCUCAGCCCCUUCCGUAAUAGUCGAUUCUACAUCUUCGCGCCACCAGUCGUCGAGGAACCCAGGGGAUGACCUCGCAACGAACAGGCCCAAAAUCCCGCGGAAAUACUCAGAUAGCGAGAGGGGCCAUCGGAGACAGGAUAGCAAUCCGACUCCCAGAAGCUCUGACUCUCGGGAGUCCCCACGGUUGGUACCUUCCGAGAAGCCUUCUACCAUAUCGAGGCGACUAUCCACGGCUUCGACCACGCAUGCACCUGAUGCGCCGCAUCUGCAUGGCCGGUCAUCUGUGGCAGGAAGCAGCCAAACCUCCGAUAGUUUACCUCAAACUAAGUUGCGCAGACCUCCCACCAGUGCGUCUGAUCGUAGCCGGCCGCCGACGAUGCCCCUGCCCUCUACUCCUCCGCCACCCAGUACUCCACCCCCGCUUCCUCCCAUCGCCACCAGCUCGAGUACGCAAACAAUUGUCGCCCCCAAGACCCUCCUCCGGCCCAGAGCCCACACAAUUGGCUCUACUCCUGUAACUUCGAGCCCUCUCACAUCCCCGCCAACGAACCAAUUAUCACCAACAGAGACUGGUGACAGCGUGUCUGCCACACAACCCAAGCCUGCAGAUUCAACUUUCGAUAUACAUUUGGCUUCUCGUGAAGAACUCCGUCAGGCGUUGAUUGCUCGCAACCAACAGUACGACGAGCUCGCUAGUUACUUGUUGAAGAUUACAGAAACUCAUGUUGCUGAGGUGACAGCACUUGAGAAGAAAAUUUCUUCCAUGGAACGGGAGGCAGCGCGACGGGACAAGGAGAUCAAAGGCUUGACCUGGUUAGUGGUAAACAACAAAGGGUCCCCUGGCGGUAUUCUUCCUAUUAGUGGCGCCCCUCGUCCACCUAGCUUGCUGGAGAUCGACCAAGCACGGAGCCAAGCACGCGUUUCUGUUCGGAAAUUCUCUUACGCAGAAGAUUCUGGGGCAGAAUCCCAUCCUACGUCUGGAGCGGAGUCGAUACGCGGUUCAGGAACCUCAGGGACAGAGUCCGUCUCUUCAAUUCGGGAUAAGAAAUUGCGACGACCAUUCACUCUCGGCGAGACUAGUUACAGUCUCUAUCGAUCAGCCACGGCUGGAAAACGAGCUUCCAAGAGUCUCGCUCCAGAUGCCGCUCUUCCAGAAGUACCCUACCGCUCAGGCGCAACUAACAGAUCUUCUCUGAGCUCUCUUUCCAUCUCACCCUCCUCAUCUACCUCCUCGCUCUUACCACCAAGCCCAAGUGUAACAGUAUCAUCGCUCUCCGCGAUUCCUGAAGCCCCCUCCCCCACUUCAGGGACGACUGAUGACCAACAAGAGGAACGACUCUCCUCCCGCGCGUCACACCGCAUUUCCUCGUCUUCCAUGGCCUCAUCGAGCACAGCAGCUAGCAGCGCCUACACUGCCAACCUAAAACGAAGCCGACCCCCCUCUAUCGCCCAGGUGCUGGAAGAGACACCCAACAUGGAGGACGUCCUCGAAAAGCUGCGACCCUUCGCUGCAUGAAUCACGUCAAGUUAAUCGAAACGUCCUGGAAACCUUCUCCCCUCCUUGUGCCUCGCUCGCUCCAUUCAUCGGCCGAAUCCAUUUGCACCCUUUCAUAACAAAUCCCGACAUUCAUUUCGUUCGUUCUGUUUUCCUCUCCACCUUCCGUUCUGACAUAUCUUAGUCCCUUCUACUCGCAUCGCAUCUUUUUGCCCUUACACUCCUUUGGCUAAGUUAUUUCAUUUAUCUCUCAGGUAUCUUUAGUGUCGGGCCGUUCGUGCCAUUCAUUUAUCGACCGACCCUGCCUGCAUGUCAGUCACUGCAAGGUUGACCGUUGCAGUAGCUAUCUACUUACCGGAUCGGAUUGGACUCUCCCUCAUCCCCUUUCUCUCUUUUCAUUAUCCAUCCAAUUAUCCAGCUCUACCAUCAUUCCCUGUAUCACAUAUCAUUGCACCCAUCCCCAUCAUAUUUCACGUCGAUUAUGUCCCAUCUGUUAUGAAACUGUACAUCCCUUUUUCAUACUGGUGGCCAUCCGGGUUUUUGACUUGAUAGAGCAUCUGUAAUUUAUACAUUACCAGCCUUGCCUUGCAGAAGACAUAAAUAUAACCCAUUUUCCUCUACUGCAGGUCGCGUGG
Molecule: messenger RNA, 2966 nt
Organism: Laccaria bicolor S238N-H82
Lineage: Eukaryota; Fungi; Basidiomycota; Agaricomycetes; Agaricales; Hydnangiaceae
Exons: 2
Coding region: 22-2352 (776 amino acids)
Source: RefSeq, a predicted model, not a curated record